AUGUCAUCACCUCGACCAUCCUCACAGACACAGAGCACCACCCCAACGCACCGCCAUCCCAAUCUCUCCGCCCCCUCAAUGUUGGAGCGCACACUCUCCUCCCGCCGCGUCAACUCCUACGCUGAGGGCGACGCCGAAGCUGGCGGAGGCGCCGAUGAAUCCAAGACCAAGAAGCACCAACACAUUCUCUUCCGCCUCACUACCCGAGCCUCCAAUUAUCUCUCCCGAAUCGCCGGUUCCGGUUCCGGUUCCUUCUACCUCCCUUGCAUCACCGUUUCCCUCUUUAUCUUCUUCUCCCUCUCAUUCCUCUUCACCUCUCGCGGCUUCGUCUGCAUCUCCUCCUCCUACAACCCCGUCUCCCGCGCCGCCUUCUUCGGCUUCGACGGCCUCGACUCCGAUUUCGGAGCCCUCGGCGUGCCUUGCUGCAGAUCGAAACAUGGUAAAACUGUGGAAUGGACAUCAAAAGAUUUGCUCAAGGGACUAGAAGAGUUUGUUCCUAUAUAUGAAACCCGGCCAAUCAAGAACAACAUGUAUGGGAUGGGUUUUGACCACAGCUUUGGGCUUUGGUUUAUUGCCCACUGGCUGAAGCCAGAUCUGAUGAUCGAGAGUGGUGCUUUCAAGGGACAUUCAACUUGGGUUUUGCGGCAGGCUAUGCCAGACACACCGAUUAUUUCUCUUUCACCUAGGCAUCCUGAAAAGUACCUGAAAAAGGGACCGGCCUAUGUUGAUGGGAAUUGCACAUAUUAUGCUGGGAAGGACUUUGUGGACUUUGGGAGUGUUGACUGGCCCAAUGUGAUGAAAAAACAUGGGAUUUUGGACCUUAGUCGGGUUCUUAUAUUUUUUGAUGACCAUCAGAAUGAAUUGAAAAGAAUUGAACAAGCUUUGAAAGCUGGGUUCCAGCAUCUUGUGUUUGAGGAUAACUAUGACACUGGUACUGGUGAUCAUUAUUCAUUAAGGCAGAUAUGUGAUCAGUCUUAUAUUAGAGGUGGGGGCCACAGUUGUUUUAAAGACAGUGAUGAAGCUAGGAUCAGGUCAAGGAGGAAGAAAUUCUGGGAGAAAGCAGUUGAUAUUGAAGAACUGUGUGGGCCAGGUGAAGCAUGGUGGGGAGUUAGAGGCUAUAUGCGGGAUAACUUCAAUCAUAGUAAUAAGCCAAUAUCUUAUGCGCAACAUUUCCAGAAUAGCCGAUAUGUUGAAUCUAUUCUUGAUGUUUACUGGGAACUCCCUCCAGCUGCUGGUCCUUCCCUCACCCAUCAAACCAGAUACGAUCCUGCUCGUGCACCCCCUCCUAUUGUUGAAGAUGGCCGGUUUGGCUUGUUCCAAAGGCUAGGUUUGGCCAACCUUGACAAAUCUGUAUUUAAUGGAUACACUCAGAUGGUUUAUAUACAGAUAUCUGAACAAUAA
Messenger RNA from Sphenostylis stenocarpa, 1401 nucleotides. The record is from the annotation of a GenBank genome assembly. Lineage: Eukaryota; Viridiplantae; Streptophyta; Magnoliopsida; Fabales; Fabaceae.